ACAUGGCUUACGUUCGGUUACCUAGCCACAACAUCGCGUGGCCACCAAGCCCAGGCCAGAAGAAAUUAAGAUGGCGGUCGCAGACGUCGUUAUCAAACAAGAAGCCGUGGACGCUGUAGAUUUGGAAGAGAGAGUCGUAGAACUUUGUAAAGCGAAUCCAAAAGGAAUAACAGACCAGCUGAUAUCUCAGGAUAUGCCAAACAUUCCUCCACAGCAAAGAGUAACUGCUAUAAACAGACUUCUCUCUAUGGGUAGGAUUGAACUUUUGAAAAGUGGCACACAGCUUUUAUAUAGAUACAAAGAUGCACAGGCGGCGACGAAAACAAAAGGAUUUGACUUACAAGAGAAACUUGUUUAUCAGAUUAUAGAAGAGGCACAAAACAAAGGUAUCUGGAUUAGGGACAUCAGAUUCAAAAGUAACAUACAAAUGACACAAGUCAACAAGAUUGUAAAGAAUCUGGAGAGCAAGAAGCUUAUUAAGGCUGUCAAAUCUGUAGCUGCUUCUAGAAAGAAAGUGUACAUGCUCUUUAAUUUGGAGCCUGACAUUACAGUGACUGGAGGAGCUUGGUACAGUGAUCAGGAUUUUGAAUCUGAGUUUGUAGAAGUGCUAAAUCAACAGUGUUACAAGUAUCUUGAACAAAAGGCUGAUCAAGCUGACAGAAUGAAUGUGGAUCCUUUAGCUAAAAGAAAUGCUUCUUAUUCGUCAUGCAAUGAUGUGUGGAAGUACAUUUCUGAACUAGGAAUCAGUAAGGUUCAACUAUCUGAGGGUGAUAUUGAAACAAUUUUAAACACAUUAGUCUUUGAUGGAAAAGCAGAAAUGUCACUAGUGGUGGAUAGCAGUUCAGGAUCAUCAUCAAAUGGACAAAGGAAACUUUUCAGGGUUCUUAGACCUCUGUUACCAGUGACAGGACUCAUGAGGACACCAUGUGGUGUUUGCCCGGUAUCUGAUCAGUGUCGAGAUGGUGGGCCUAUAUCACCAAGCAAGUGUAUCUAUAUGAAGGACUGGCUUGCAGAAUUAUAGUGUAGUAGUACCUUUGUACGUAACUUAAAGUGUUUUAUUGAUUUCAUAUUUAUACAAAAUAAACAUUUACACUGGU
This is a messenger RNA of Orbicella faveolata, 1097 nucleotides long. RefSeq names its product DNA-directed RNA polymerase III subunit RPC6-like. The record is from RefSeq and is a predicted model, not a curated record. Gene Ontology annotation, biological process: transcription by RNA polymerase III. Gene Ontology annotation, cellular component: RNA polymerase III complex. Lineage: Eukaryota; Metazoa; Cnidaria; Anthozoa; Scleractinia; Merulinidae.